AUGGCUACAGAAAGACUCAAUAAGUUUCAAAAUGCUGUCCAGGCAGUUGGAUCGGAGCAACUCCUCCCAAACGCAAUCGACCAUAUCGCAAAGACCGACCCAGGGAGACUGUAUGCCGAAAUACCAUUGUCUACAAUGACUUUCGAUGCAGGGUUUCGGUCGGUCUCAUAUGCCGACCUUGCAAACGCAGUAAACGGUAUGGCCUGGUGGAUUCAUCGUGCUCUUGGAUCCUCAAGCACCUGUGAGCCUCUGUGUUAUAUGGGGCCUAAUGACCUGACACGAAAUCUGGUCUUGCUGGGCAAUUGCAAAGCAGGAUACUCAACUUUAAUGAUGACCCCAAGAUUUAAUGCUAUCGCUCAUGACAACUUCAUCAAACAGUGCAAUUGCAAUAAGAUUAUCAUGCCUCAAGGGCCUGAAUCAGCUGAUGAAAGCAUUAUCUUCCUGUACGAUGAAGUUCUGCGAGCACCCACACUUGAAGAGCUAUUUUCGGAGAAAUUUCCACACUUUACGUUUGAGAAAUCUUUUCAAGAGGUCAAGACUGAACCGCUAGUAAUACUUCAUACUUCUGGCACCACUGGCUUUCCGAAACCAAUCAUCUGGACACAUGAGUAUGUUGCGGGCUAUGUGAAAGAAAGAAGACUUGAUCCCCCGAAAGGAUUCGAGAGUACCGACAGGCUAAUGUUGGGAGGGAAAUUAAUCUGCUCCUUUCCUCCUGCUCAUGCUGGUCCUACAUGGGUCACUCUACUUUUCACGGUUUACUGUGGUUCAACAAUGGUUUACCUGUUGUCAGGCAUACUGCCAACAGUCAGUAUGCUCGUAGACUGCGUCCAACACAAGAAAGUCGAUGCUCUUAUGUUAGUUCCGCCUCAAAUAGAAGAGCUUGCCAUCAACUCUGAAGCUCUCCAAACUAUUUCACAGAAUGGUGAAACAAUGUUCUAUGCCGGAGGAGAUGUUACUAUCGCUGCUGGAGAUACCAUUUCUUCAAAAAUGAAACUCGUCACAACUUGUGGAUCAACCGAGCAAGGGUUCUGGCAUACUAUCCAUCCUACUGGAACUUGGAAUCCGAAGAUGUGGAAAUAUAUGCGUGUGCAUCCGGCACAGAAUUUGACUUUCCGCCACCAAUCUGAAGAUUUAUUCGAAGCAACAUACACCCUCAAUGAGAGUCCUGACGGAUACAAACAGUCAAUCUUCACUAUCUUCCCCGAGAACCCUGUAUAUCCUACAGGAGAUUUGUUCUCUCCACAUGCGGAUGAUCCUGAACUAUGGCAAUUCCGCGGCCGAGCAGAUGACAUGCAAUCUUUCAUCACGGCAGAAAAGUUCUACCCUACACAAAUGGAACGCAUCAUUGGAGCGCACCCAGGAGUUGCUGCGGUUCUAUUUGUUGGAACACGACGCCCCAAGGGCGCUUUACUCGUUGAGUUGCGAAACCCAUCCGAGGACAAGGCUGCCUUUCUUGAAUCUUUAUGGCCGCUCGUUGAGGAGGCGAAUAAGCCUGUGCCAUACACUGCUAAAAUCACUAAAGACAUGAUCCUAAUCACAGACGAAGCACUUCCAAUGGCAAGAUCUGUCAAAGGAACCAUUGAAAGAAGAGGUACGGUGAGACUUUAUGAACAUAAACUUGAUGUGUUGUACGCAGUCCACGCUUAG
This is a messenger RNA of Botrytis fragariae, 1647 nucleotides long. Its product is annotated as putative nrps-like enzyme protein. The transcript has 3 exons. The record is from RefSeq and is a predicted model, not a curated record. NCBI's taxonomy places the organism in Eukaryota, Fungi, Ascomycota, Leotiomycetes, Helotiales, Sclerotiniaceae. Bases 1 to 1647 code for a protein of 548 amino acids.